AUGAACCACAGUCUUCAUUUGUGUAUGUUGGUUUCUCGAGCCUUAAUGACUGUAUGGUUGCUUGGGGGCACGUCGCUAAUUAGAUUUAGAGGUACCCUCUCAGCAACUUUCGUGUUACCAAGUAACAGCAGCGUUGAACUUCUAGAGGACCGCGUGGAGAAAAUAGCCAAUAUUGACAGAACGCCGACAGACCCACCUGACGAGGGUUCUUUGGGAGUAACACUCGCCUCACACAUAGCGAUCCAGCACACUGCACACAACUUAACAGCGUACAGGAAAGGACGAAAACCUCUGGAGAAGACAACGCCUUUUGUCCUUGUGGACGGACACAGGAGGAGUCUUAGGGAAGCUUUGCAGAAUGGUUAUCCAGAUAAAUUUCAGUGUGGUCUGCAGAUUGGGGGUAGUCUAUAUGUGCUGGACCUGGAGAAAAACCAAGACCUGCUGCCCCUGCCGCCUAAUGUAUUUUACUACCUGCCAGAUGGGACUGGGGUUUCCAUGGACGAAAGUUCAGUGACACACUGUUACUAUCAUGGCUCAGUGAUGGGGUUCCCACGGUCUCGAGUGGCCCUCAGCACCUGCUCUGGACUCCAAGGUGUCAUUUUCAUCAAUGCCACGCUGAGUUUUGAGGUGCAGCCUAAGGAAGAUGAUGGCGAAUAUGAGGAAGGUAGCGGAGGGCCAGAGGAGGAGGGUGUGCACGUUCUCUACCCGACACGCUCGCGGAGUUCGGAAACCGGGGGGUGCGGCAUCUCCCAUGCUCCUGUACCCCCUCUCCACAUCGUGCCUGAAAUUCACAGGAGUAAGAGAGACAUUCUGUCUGAAACAAAGUACAUCGAACUUGUGCUGGUGGCAGACCAUAAAGAGUAUCUCAACUAUCAGAAGAAUAACAAGACCAUUGUUUACCGGAUGUUGGAUGUUGCCAACCAAGUAGACUGGUUCUACAGGCCUCUGAAUGUGCGUGUGGCUCUGGUGGGACUUGAGAUCUGGAGUGAUCAGGACAAGAUCCUGGUGGAUAAAAGCCCCACGGACACUCUGAACCGGUUCCUAGAGUGGAGGACACGAGAGCUCCUCCCCCGGCUGCGCCAUGACAACGCCCAGCUCAUCAUGGGUGACUCGUUUGAUGGUACGACAGUGGGCAUGGCCUCGCAGUCUUCCAUGUGCUCUAAGGAUCGCUCUGGAGGAGUCAAUGUGGACCAUCUGGUCAGCGUUCUUGGCGUGGCCUCCACCGUCGCCCACGAACUGGGACACAACCUGGGGAUGAGCCACGACACCGCCGACCGGGAGUGCAAGUGCCAGAAUGAGCCACGGAUGGGCGGCUGCAUUAUGGAGCCUUCCACUGGGUUCAUGCCAGGACAGCUCUUCAGCAGCUGUAGUGCCCAGGAUCUGUCUCUCAGCCUGCUCCACGGCGGGGGCAUGUGCCUUUUCAAUGUGCCUCAGCCAGAGAACCUCCUGGGAGGCCCCCGCUGUGGCAACCUCUACGUGGAGAAAGGAGAAGAGUGUGACUGCGGCCUACUGGAUGAGUGUAACGAUCCAUGCUGCAACGCAAGCACCUGCAAAUUAGUUCCCGGGGCGCAGUGUUCCUCCGAUGGCAUUUGCUGUGAUAACUGCAAGCUGCGCACGGCAGGCUGGGUGUGUCGGGAGGCCUUGGGGGAGUGCGAUUUGCCGGAGCACUGCACGGGCUCCUCUCCCUACUGUCCGCCCAACGUCUUCCUGCAGAACGGGGAGCCCUGUGAAAGCGGCUCCUCCUACUGCUACGGCGGGGUGUGUGCCAGCCUGGACACACAGUGCCAGAUGCUGUGGGGACCCAACGCGACCCGUGCUCCUCCUCUCUGCUUCUCCUCUGUCAACAAACAAGGCAAUAAGUAUGGCAACUGUGGCCAAAUGCCCAAUGGCAGUUACAUCCCAUGUUCCAAUGCGGAUGUGUUCUGUGGAAGGAUCCAGUGUCAGGGUGGGAAUGAUCGCCCUCUGCUGGGCUCUAAUGCAGAGAUCCUAACCACCAAAGUCCGUCUCAACCACAGUGAUUUCACCUGCCGCGGGACCUACUUUCACCUGGGGGAUGAUGUCUCAGAUCCAGCCAUGGUUUCCCAGGGCACCUCCUGUGGGCCUGGCAAGGCUUGUUUAGGCCAGCGGUGUCAGGACGUGUCUGUGUUUGGAGUUGAGGAGUGCCACAGGAAAUGCAAUGGUCAUGGGGUUUGCAACAGCAAUAAUAAUUGCCAUUGUAAAGAGGGCUGGGCUCCUCCAGAUUGUAAAUACGCCGGUUUCGGAGGCAGUGUGGACAGCGGGCCUGCAAGAGAGCCUAAAGACUCUAAUCCUGCCCGUGUAGCCCUGCUGGUCAUCUUCCUGUUUGUGUUGCCGGUGAUGGUGCUGUUUGUGGUACUACGAUACCCCCGCUGCAGACGUAGAAUCCCUUUUUUCCGCUCAAGUCCUUUCAACAAAGGCCGUCACCAGAGCCGGACCCCAGCCACAGAACGUUCCAGUUCUCGUAAUGGAGAGCAAGUCCUCCCUUUAAGAUACCACUGGGCCCCCCAGAAUGACAUUCCGCUCACCCAGUCCGUCAAUAAGGUUCAGGACAGGCCUGCUCCUCCUAACAAACCUUUGCCGCCCGACCCUACCACUAAACCUGCCCAGUCAGCAGAAGAACGGCCCGACCCUCCGAACAAGCCCCUCCCCCCUGACCCCGUUCCCCCAGAGAGCAAGACGCAGUCAAAGCUGACAGUGACACGACCAGCACCUCCUAGCAAGCCUCUUCCACCAGACCCUGUGCUUUCACACAGCCAGAAUCUUCAGAACCCUGUGCGUCCAAAACCUCCUGUUCCCAAGAAACCUUUGCCUGUUGCCCCAUCAUCCUACCAACCAUCACCUUCUGCAGUUCCCUCUGCUGCCUCAGCCACACACCACGCAGCGGCAAAUACACCUUCAACCUCCACCUUUGGGCCAACUGUCACUAUUACUCCAGCUAGAAGUGCCCCGUUGCCUCCAAUACGGACAUCUCAGCCACAGAAAUCCCAUUCACCUUCCCCAGUUUAACUGGGAGUGACCUUUAGCCUGCCAUGGAUGUCAUGUGAAGCUGGUGACACAGCAGUAAUUGCACUGAUGCUGUGGGAGGGCGUUGUGAAAGUAAUGCCUUUUGGACUGCACGUCUGAGUCUGUGCCCCGCAGCCUAGCGCUGCAUUCACAUAGGCUUCUCUCUCUGUGAUGUUGGCCUUGCCUUGGUUGGACCAGACUAGAUACUAUUGAGAACUGAGAAAAAAACUGAGCUGGAAUGAGAUUCUGUGGACCCAUGAUCACUGUUCAGACCAGGGAACACUGCAUUACCAAGGUGCUGAAGACAUCAAUGGGAGAUCAUAUGAUUUUGGAGAAGAAAUCAAUCACCAUGAAGCUGAGGUAUGGAUGGAAAAUAUUCAUUCAGAUGUUACCUUGGUGGAGAACAAACUGAUGAAGAUCAAUACGUAGUGUUUUGGUCUUGAUGGGCUAUCGGACGUUUUUGGAAGGGCUUGGACUGUUUUGCCGGCAAGUUCGUGCAUCCAGGUCACCAUCACUAAUAAGGAUUCUUGCACUUCUGCUCCGCUGUCAUGCUAAAGUAACUUCUCCAGUGGAGACUGCACUGAAAGUGCUGUCUUAUACCUUAACAUGUCCAUAGCCUUUAUACAUUCAGUCACACAUGGCCUCAGCGGAAUUG
Molecule: messenger RNA, 3676 nt
Organism: Chanos chanos (milkfish)
Lineage: Eukaryota; Metazoa; Chordata; Actinopteri; Gonorynchiformes; Chanidae
Gene: adam15
Product: ADAM metallopeptidase domain 15
Exons: 26
Coding region: 1-3024 (1007 amino acids)
Biological process (GO): integrin-mediated signaling pathway; proteolysis; innate immune response
Molecular function (GO): integrin binding; metalloendopeptidase activity
Source: RefSeq, a predicted model, not a curated record